AUGAUUGAAUCAACUUCGGGAUUUGUUAAGUCAUCGAUACCGUUGUAUCACAGUGCCCUUAAAUCUUUUAUCUUUAAAUGCGCGGAGUUGCUUAUGGGCAUAUUUAUUUUUAAGCUUUUCUCGCUUAUUGCUGCACGAUCAAACCAAUUCACAGCAUAUCUUAUGUUUACAGAAGAUUACAUCCAGCAAUCACUCUUUAUCUCCUCCCGGGGCCUUUCGCGCGGUGGGCUAGUCGUUCUACUAUUUAGCCUUCUUAGCAUUACUUCAUCCCUCUAUGGCACACUUCUUUGGGCUUUGGAUUCACCAGGCUACAUCUUCCAGGCAACAAACACGACCCACCGGGGAAAGCUCCCACAAAUCAUUGGUGCUGAACUAUUCAAUCCGGGUCUCAACUACAGUUUAACAGGGAAAGUGGACAACAGCCAUGGAACACCCGAAGUGGUAGCGCCGACACGAAAAGGGCUUGGUAUCGGUGCUCGUAUCUGGUUAGAUGGUGAUGGCUUCUCAGUUUCCCCGGACACCAACGCGAUGAUGCCUUAUACUGAUACUAUGAAUAUGACUUUGUUUAGUUCAUGCAUCUUGUUUAAUGAAGGGUCUGCUGUUUGGAAUUGCACAUUUAAUAAUGCCGAAGCACAGAGCAUUAUUGAAGGGGUAACAGGACUGCCCGAGGUUCAUUGGAACGAUGCGACUGACGAAGACAUGGAUUCACGAUACAUCAGGCCUAACAGGGUCGACAACAUUUGGGUCUCACUGGGCACAGGUGGAGGCUCAGCCUUCAUGAAUCAAGUAUUUACUGUAACCAAAGAAACAAGACGCCACACCUUUUUUCAGUCCACUUUUAAGGCGACAAUGGUGACCAAUCCCGGUAUUCCGUUUGGGCAAUAUGAAGUCGCUGACUUCGUCAACCGGACCUGGAGCACCAGCACCGACCAAGACAGUACGAAAGAAGCCAACCCUCUCAUGGGCCGUAUUAUCUACGACAUAAUGGGGGCUCAGGAUCAGGGUGUCAGUUACCAGUUUGGUGCAAACACAGCUGAUAACAACAAUAAGUCCGCUCUUCAAAAGAACUGGGGUUAUUAUACGCCGCAAGUCAAUAACGCCAGCAUGUAUUCUCUCAUCAGCAUUACCACCACAAAGAUCACACUCAUUCGAUCGGAAACACUUCUUGAGGCCCCAGAGCCUUUUGAGAAAUGUGAAAGAUCCAAUUUCCAGAACGAAGCAUUCGGUGGAAAGGUCACGCAGACUGAUUGCACUAGUUCCAAAGCUCCAGAUGUUAAACAUGGCUUCUUUGGUCAAGUUGAUACAGCUGCUGUAAUGAUCACGCGUGGUUUAGGUGCUGCUCGAUCAAACAUUAGUGCUCAGUCACUUGACGAAAAGUCCCUGACUUGGCUGCGGGAUCACUCUGGAGCAAUUGAGGCAUUAUUGACUGCUAGAGCUUACAGCGUCAGCAUCGACCCGUCACUUGUGGAACUUAGCGUUGAUAAGCUCAUGGUAGCUAUGUCUAGCUUGCAGCUCUUUUUAACCUGCUUGGCUUUAGUACUUGCUGCAGUUAUCUGGAUAGGCCUUAUGUAUUCUGCCGAUGGACACUGGUCUAGCACUCUUCUGGGGAACCUGAUUCAUACUACCUCAGAAAUGAACGAAGCAAACCCAGGAUAUGUCAAGAAAGCUCCAGAGAUAACCCUGUUGCCCAUGGGCCGGAAGAAGGUCUUGGCAGUGGAUGGGGGAACGUUGACUAUAUCAAAUACCGGAUUGACGUCAAUGCAGCCUUUUGCGACUUCUGACCCAUUUCCGGGAGAUCAAAAAGGGCAUAUGGAAGUGGAUGCAUACUCUUUAAGCUAUGGCGAACAAUAUACGGGGAGACAAAGGCUAUUAUCAAGUAUUGCUGCAAAUUGGCCUUGCGAUAAUUCAAUGUCGCUUUCGAAUCUCAUAAGUAGGUCCUUGGCUUCUUGA
Fusarium oxysporum Fo47 is the source of this 1950-nucleotide messenger RNA. RefSeq lists its product as uncharacterized. The record is from RefSeq and is a predicted model, not a curated record. Lineage: Eukaryota; Fungi; Ascomycota; Sordariomycetes; Hypocreales; Nectriaceae. Bases 1 to 1950 code for a protein of 649 amino acids. The transcript has 3 exons.